This is a messenger RNA of Trypanosoma rangeli, 1029 nucleotides long. Its product is annotated as translation initiation factor. The transcript has a single exon. Gene Ontology annotation, cellular component: eukaryotic translation initiation factor 2 complex. Gene Ontology annotation, molecular function: mRNA binding; translation initiation factor activity; translation initiation factor binding. NCBI's taxonomy places the organism in Eukaryota, Euglenozoa, Kinetoplastea, Trypanosomatida, Trypanosomatidae. The coding region runs from base 1 to 1029 and encodes 342 amino acids. Gene Ontology annotation, biological process: formation of translation preinitiation complex; translational initiation; formation of cytoplasmic translation initiation complex. The record is from RefSeq and is a predicted model, not a curated record.
AUGGAGGAUCAGACUAAGCCGGUCUCUAGGAUCAAGCGACAUGAUCGCGGCACCGUUGAAGACAAAAGCAAACAGAUGCCGCAAGAAGAAGUUAAGCAGGGAGAGAUCAAGCAGGAGGAAGUCCCGCAGCAAAAGAGGCUAAAGUCGCGUCCGAAGGCGCCAAUGGCAGUGGUAGCUGCGCCAGAAGCAACAAUUUUGGCGCACAAGGAUCCCGUCACAAUGGGCCCUGUAGCACCUGCUGGCCCCGCUCCACCAUCAGCGGCGGCGGUGACGGCAUUGACAAUGGCAGAUCAGACGGCUGCAUUGCAUGUCGCUGGGGAUGUGAAGGAUAUAUUUGAGAUUGCGUACGACAACUACACCUCAAAGGAUUUGCAGGCACUGCUGAAACGCGUUACACGUCAGGAAGUGGAGAAGCGCAUAUUGGAAGUUGAGCAAUUGCGUCAAGGGCAGAACGUUUCACAGGUGGAGCGUUUCCUGGACGUCACCUCAAAAAUGGCUAGCAGCAGCGGUGGCAACAACGCUCCGGAGGAGGGCUGUGGAUAUAACUACAGUGUCAUGUUGCGGCGUCUCUUUGUUGCGCUCAACCGCAACAAGGAAAGCAGUGCCAUGUCAGAGCGUAACAAACUCCCUGAGCCAAAGCUUGAAAAGAUCGGAAAGAAGAGAGUUAUUAUAUCCAACUUUGGGCGCAUCUGCCAAGCCUUUCACCGCCCCGUGCAGGAUGUCAAGGACUACAUUGAGAAGGAGCUUUCGGUAGCUGGUAAUCUGGACAUCAAUGAUGCUCUUAUUCUCAAGUACGAGAUUCAGAAAUCAACGGCGUUUGACAACAUCUUCUACAAAUACCUUGACGAGUUUGUGAAGUGCAACUCGUGCAACAAACUCGACACGACACUCACGAAGGAGGGUCGACGCAUGGAGCUUCGGUGCAAUUGGUGUACUGCUACACGUACUGUGCAGGCCGUGGGCUCUGCCACGUACAGCGCCCAGGUGGGCAAACGUUCGAAGGCAAGGCUGCAGGCGAUGACACUUUAA